CGUACGCUCGUGUGACGCAGUACUACAUCUACUCUCAAACGAGCCGCACGAUUUUAAAGAAACAUGAGUUUUGCUAACAAGGUCGUCCUUAUAACCGGCGGGAGCUCCGGCAUCGGGGCUACUACGGCUAUUUUCUUUGCCAAAGAGGGUGCAGAUGUUGCUAUUGUGGGCAGAAACCAAACGAAAUUGAAGAGAGUAUCUGAAGAAUGCGCGAAAAACGGCAAAACACCGCUCGUGAUCACGGCAGAAAUGAAUAAAGAUGACGAUGUGAAACGCAUCGUCAAAGAAACAGUCGAGAAGUUUAAUAAAAUCGAUGUUUUGGUGAACAACGCUGGCAUUUCAGUUACCGGCACGAUUCUGGACGGCAAAGUGUUGGCCGCGUACGAUGCAAUAAUGAGUGUUAAUGUCCGUUCAGUAAUUCAACUCACGACAUUGGUUGCUCCGUACCUUGUUAAAACUAAAGGGAAUAUCGUCAAUAUAUCUAGCAUAGCUGGGAAGAAGGUGAGAAGUACUGCUUAUAUGGCGUACAAUGUUAGUAAAGCAGCAUUAGAUCAUUUCACUCGUGCUGCCGCUUUGGAGUUAUCAGCUUCAGGUGUCAGAGUUAAUGCAGUAAGCCCUGGUCCAGUCAAGACUGACUUUUUUGACAACUGCGCCAUGCCUGUGACUGCGGACGGCUUGGGUGAUAUUAUGGCUUUGAAAAGAGCAUCAGAUCCAGAGGAAAUUGCGAAUUUAAUUUUGUAUUUGGCUAGCGAUAAGGCGAGAGGAAUAACUGGAUCAGAUUUCGUAUGUGACAAUGGUGGUCUGAUAGUAUAAUUCUUAUUUAAGAUUCCAUGUUUUUUUUUUGUUAAAUCCGAAAUAAAAUAUUUGUUUUAAA
This is a messenger RNA of Amyelois transitella, 874 nucleotides long. Its product is annotated as glucose 1-dehydrogenase-like. Bases 64 to 813 code for a protein of 249 amino acids. Gene Ontology annotation, molecular function: oxidoreductase activity. The record is from RefSeq and is a predicted model, not a curated record. Lineage: Eukaryota; Metazoa; Arthropoda; Insecta; Lepidoptera; Pyralidae. The transcript has a single exon.